GGUAGCAGGUGCCGAAACGCCCCCAGAGAACCUCGCUGAAAACGCGGCCAUGCCGAGCGGUGACACUCUGCAGCCGGACUGCCGCCUGGUCUCAUCCGUCUUUAGCGCUUCACAGAGCGGUCGGAUGCCAUGAGAUUUCCCACAGGCCCUCACUGGCUCCAUGCUGUGAGUAAAACCGUGGUCAAGAGGGGAUAACCAACGGCGGAUAAUGACGUGAUGAUUCCGGUUGUAGAGCCAGCACAGGGGGGCUCCGGGCACCUUUAAUGACCGGUGCUGGAGAGGAAAUCACUGGACUUUAUUGUCUGUGGAGCCGCGUAACACCGGACCGACAGCGGUGCAAAUAAGAAGAAGGGAAGAAAAGAAAAGAAACGUCUCUCUAACAGGUUGCUGAGACAUUCAGUCCGAAAAGGCAUUAGAAACCUUUGCUGGACGGUUUGAUGGAGAGCUGGUCGGAUGUCAGCGGGAACUAUUGUCAUAACCGGAGGAAUACUUGCCGGAGUGAUACUGCUGUGCAUUGUAGCAGUUCUCUGUUACUGUAGACUCCAGUAUUACUGCUGUAAGAAAAAUGAUUCUGAGGUGGACGUGGCCUCCAUGGCAGGACCGGAUCCUCUCGCUCACUUUCCAUGCAACGCCUGCAACGCCCUCGCCAUGGACGGCACUGCCAUCACCCCCGUCUCUCUGGAUCAGCUGGAUUCGGGUUCUCACCACUGCCCCAGCUGUUCACCGUACACCCUGCGCUCGGGACUCACAGACGACAUGCGUAACGGAGGGGAGCGUCUCGGCUUCCAUACUUACUACGAGAACCCGUCUGUAUCUCUUCCCCUGUCGGUUCACCCUCAGAGCUCCUCCCCUCUGAGCUACUGCAGUCCCUCGGACACGUUUCCUCCCCCGCCGCGCUCCUACAGCACUGACGUCUGACCUUUGCUUCACUGUACAGGCACACACACACACACACACCUACAGCGUCUAGCACAUGCCCAUAUUACUGUACAUGCCCACAUAAUUUGAAGGGAAGUGACCCAUAAACUAAGCCUACUGAUAGAGCCCCAUGGUGGGUGACAAAUCUGGGCAUGAUCUGCAGCAGGGAAAUAUUACAUAAAAUUGGCCACAUUACUCUUUAAAAAAACUCAUAUUUUAAUCUUAGUACGACUUUUACUUAAACAAAAGCUAUAAAAUGUAUAAGUACCAUUACAGUUAGCAUCUCAUUGAGCCCGGUCACACAUGAUAGUGUUUUUAGUAAAUGGCUCAAAGGUUGGAGCUAGUCUACACACUCUAUAAAUGCAUCUGGGGCAAUGAAGUCAUUCAGGUUACAUAUGAUCAGGGACACAUAACAAAGCUUUUAGUACAGAGUAAGCUCAGACAGUCCCCAGGUAGAAAAACAGGCGAGGUUUUGGGGCGUUAAAGUCAUUUAGGCUACGUUCACACUGCAGGUCUUAAUGCUCAAUUCCGAUUUUUUGAUCAAAUCCGAUUU
This is a messenger RNA of Maylandia zebra (zebra mbuna), 1471 nucleotides long. RefSeq names its product protein FAM163A. NCBI's taxonomy places the organism in Eukaryota, Metazoa, Chordata, Actinopteri, Cichliformes, Cichlidae. The record is from RefSeq and is a predicted model, not a curated record.